Molecule: messenger RNA, 1538 nt
Organism: Pelagomonas calceolata
Lineage: Eukaryota; Pelagophyceae; Pelagomonadales; Pelagomonadaceae
Source: the annotation of a GenBank genome assembly
UUUGACGCGCGGUUUUGCGGUGCUAGCUGCAGGGCCGGCCGCGUGUUUUGCGGUGCUAGCUAUGCAGGGCCGGCCGCGGUGUCAGCCGCGCAGCCUUUCGGCUGUCUCGCGCGGUUGCCGAAACUCUCCCUGUUCCCGAGCGCACAGCAGAGAUCUCUGCCUGGAGCUGCCGAAUGCACGAUAGACAGCUCCGCGCUCGAUCGGUAUUGAUGGGCAAUUGAUUGGCUUCUUUUGUGGCACUUGCUGCCAAGGCGAACCCAGGAAUGGCUUCGUUUUUGCAGCUUUUUGCUCCCCCCCUCCAGAUGCCUGCGGAGAGGAGAAAUCAUAAAUGGAAGGCAAGCUGUAGCCCGGGGAGCCAUCCCUGUGGAGAAGCAUGCAUGCUUCACCGGAAGAGAACUCCGAAAAACAAAACGGGUUUUACGAGCCCAGCGCAACUUUUUUCUUAGGCAUCGAUCAGUGUGUUGCGUAAAUAACGCAGAUCGCCAAGUACGCGCGACGCAACGCCGCAUUGAUAAUCGCCGGGCUCAGGAGAGCUUGCAAGUUGCAAGUUGCAACCUGCUCUCUCAGAGUGACCCGAGUAAAACAGGUCGAUUCGCUGCGCGCGCGACACCGCCGCAACGCGAGGGCGAACCCUCAAAACACGCCGCGAGCGCGCCGCCGAACCACGAUGCUCGCCGCCCGCCGCCGCCCCGGCAAACUGCCCGAGGGUUUCUAUGCGGCCGCGGAAAAAGAGGCCGACCGCGCGAUGCACACCGCGGUCCGCAAGGAGAGCCGCCCGCGGCCGCGGCCGCUCUCGAACAAGACGGACUGGAGCCACGCCAAAAUAAAAAUUGGGCCGCGGCACCAGGCGUCGCUGCCGCGGCUCGACCGGCGCCGCCCGCCGCCCGCCGAGGGGCGGGGCGGGUCGUUUGUGGAGGACCCCGCGGCGCUCGAGCGCGAGAUGGCGAUACGGGGCAAGGACUGGUCGCCGGAGACUUCUCAAAAAUUCGAGCGCGCCGUGCGCAAGUACGGCGACGAUUUAGAUAAGAUCCGAAAAUCCGUCGGCACGCGGUUGCGGCGCGUCGUAUCGCGCCGUGCGGAAAUCGCGGAAAUCAACUCUUCGUGGCGCCACGCCAUCGACGCGACGUACCGCACAGGUCGCGCGCUACUUCCUCGUCGUCGGCGAUCCCGAUCCCAACACCGACGACGAGGACGACGCCGGCAUCAUCGCUGUUGAUGAAGACGAGUCGCGGCUCGUCGCCGAGUUUUUGGAGGAGCUCCGCCGCGGUUUGGGUCCUACGGCCCACGCCGAGGCCCUGGCCACGCUCCGCCGCUACGACCAGGGGCUCCUGUCGGAGAAGCAGGUCGCGCGGUCCAUGGACCGCCUCUUCGCGCGCGGCCGGGACGACGAUUUGCGCGACGCGUUCCGGUACUUCCUGCCGGCGGAGCUCGCCGUGUAGCGAGCGGUCGCGGCGACGGCGUACCGCCGGCUAAUAUCUCGUUUUCCAUAGCAACCCAACAAACAGAACGAACAGAACAGACAGGACCGGCCGGUUUUC